UUGUUGAUAAUCCAUUCCUUCAUAGUGCUUAUAACAUAUCUAAUUAUAUUGUCAGACUAAUAAAUAUGGGAAAAGUGCUCUUCGUAUGUUUGGCUGCGGUUUUCAUUGUUAGCUGCUCGUGUGAUGGAGCAGAAAUUGGCGCAUUAGCAACUCGCAGGGGCGAGUUUAACAUGUACUACGUUUACUCACGUGAUAAUCCACAUUUGCCCACUAGGGUAUAUCCCACUGUGCAGUCGGCAAACAUUGACGCUCGCGACUUCCGUAGCAUGGUUGUAGUCCUGGUGCAUGACCAUGGGGGGAGUCAUGGAACUGCAUUGGACAACUAUGUAAAAUUUGCACUAUUGUCUACCGAGGACGUCACGAUCAUAGUGGUCGACUGGUCAUUGGUUGCUAGUAUGUCAUAUGCGAACGCUGUAGCGCAAGCGCCCAGUGUCGGUGAAAACAUAGCUCAACUCCUUCAAGUCCUGGUUCAGCGCAGACGAGUCACCUUGGCCAACCUGCACAUGGUUGGUUUUGGCCUCGGCGCUCACAUCGUGGCUCUUGCUGCUAGAAGCGUAAAUGGCGUAGUCGCAAGGAUUACUGGAUUGGACCCAUCUAAACCCCAAGGAGUUUUGAAUCAUGCAUAUUUGAGGCCUGGUGAUGCUGCUUAUGUGGAAGUGAUUCACACUGAUGGAGAAGGCGAAGACGCUAAUGACAUUGGAAUACCUAUUGGCAAUGUAGAUUUCUUCCCUAAUUGGGGCACUAAUCAGCCUGGAUGCACCGAUAAUGCUUGCAACCACAUAAGAUCAUAUGAACUGUUUGCUGCUUCUAUAUCUGACGGAAAUCUAUUCGGAAGACUAUGCCGCUUGAAUGUGGAGCCAUCAUUAGAAAACUGUCCUGGAAGUAGACUUGCUUUGGGCACAAAUACAUUGAUUAAAUACAACGCUGGGUCAUUCUUUCUACAAACUGGCAGCACAUAUCCUUAUGAUGAACUUGAUUAAGAUGACGAUGAUCGUAUAGAUGGUAAUGAUGGUGAUAUUAAUUAAAAAGAAAUAGGGUUGGGUGUAAUGGGAGAUUUGCUAUCCUAUUUGUAUAUUGUCAUACUCUAAUUGUAUUAUACAUCCAAGAAUUUUCUACCUUAUCGGUAAAGCUGUAUAUUUUACAACCUGUUUGAUAUUUAUUUUAUUUGUAUUUUAUCUGUAUUAUUGCAUUUUAUGGGUACUUAUUUCUUUUGCGCAAUAAAAUAUUUUUCAUCGA
Pectinophora gossypiella (pink bollworm) is the source of this 1236-nucleotide messenger RNA. Its product is annotated as pancreatic lipase-related protein 2-like. Gene Ontology annotation, molecular function: lipase activity. The transcript is spliced from 6 exons. Lineage: Eukaryota; Metazoa; Arthropoda; Insecta; Lepidoptera; Gelechiidae. Bases 66 to 980 code for a protein of 304 amino acids. The record is from RefSeq and is a predicted model, not a curated record.